AUUUCUUUUGAUUUCCAUAAAAAUCCAAGAAAUGAAGAAAUAUUAUAAUAAUUAUAAAUGGGGAAAGGAAACUCACACAUAUAGAGAGAGAAGUGAAGAAAAAGCAGAGAAUAAAAAGAGACCGGAUGUUGACAAAUUUCAUGUCACUGUUCUUAGAAGGUCGUUUGUUUGUGUGAAGAUUUCUUAUCUGGGAUCUCUCUCUAUCUUUCUCUCUCUAGAAGCUCUAUUGUUUGUAUCAGAGGAGAGUGGCCCAGCAGAUCGAAAUCUGCAAAUCUUCUUCUACCUGAUGACGAUCUAAGCUCCUUCAAUGGUGGUACAAGGACACCCACUUGGUUGAUGUUGUUGUUUUUGUGAUGUAGUGUUGGUAGUUGUUUUGUAAUUUUGUUGGGUCAGUGGGAGGGAGAGGGAUGUGGCUCUGAAUUUCGAUGAUGGGACAUGGGGUUCUGCGGGUUCAAUGAUUGAAUCUGUGGGGAUUCUUGAAGGAGAGGUGAUAAGAAGAUGUGGGUCUGAGCUCAUCUUUUGGGGGAACAAAAUUAUGGCUUACUUUGCUUGAGGUUGGUGCUGGUUGCCCUGUGCUCCUUCUCAUCAAGAUCAGUUGGAUCCAGGCAUCGCAGCUGUUGAUCCAUGCCAUUUUGUCCAGACCAUCGUAAUCAUGUUUAAAGGUAUGGGAACAAAGGUGCAGUGUAAAAGCUAUUUGCCAGGAUAUUACUCCAUGAGGGAUCUUAAUGAGGAUUCUAACAGUGGUGGCUGGCCCCUUUAUUAUGGAGAUAAAACAUUGACAAAUGGGCAAUAUUACAAUGGGUUCCUGCCAAGGGCCAUUGCAGAUGCAUAUACUGGGUAUGAUAAGGAUGUACUAAAGCAAACAAUGCUUGAGCAUGAGGCCAUAUUCAAAGAUCAGGUCCAUGAGCUCCACCGCCUUUACAGAAUACAAAGAAACUUGAUGGAUGAAAUUAAAAGAAAGGAACUGCAUAAGCAGAGGGUACCUGUUGAGACAUCAUUGUCAUCAAGCCCCUUAUCAUCUCAAAUGCCAUCUGAAGAAGCUCGAAAAUGGCAUAUCCCUGGCUUCCCAUUGAUAAAUUCUGUUUGUGCUAGUCCAUCUGUUUCAGGCACUGAGAACAGUCAUCACCCUUUGAGUUUUAUAAAAGGGAACAGUUCACCAGCUGGUCCUGUUCAAUUCCAAAACGGAGGUUGUUCAAAGGAUUGUGAGGUGCUGGAGUCCAGGCCCACAAAGCUUAGGAGAAAAAUGUUCAAUCUUCAACUUCCUGCUGAUGAAUACAUCGAUACUGAAGAAGGGGAACAGUUUGGUAACAAUAAAGUGCCUGAUGAUUAUCCUCCUAAUGAAAAUUGUAAGAUUGCUCCAGAAAGUGGGAUAAAGCUGUUUCUUGGCAGUGAUAGGAAGACUUGUCGACAAGAAGAUGUUUCGAGAUCUAAUUUUUGUUUAAGGAGCACAAAUGCGUUGGCUGACCUGAAUGAGCCUGUUCAGGUUGAAGAAGCAAAAGAUCCUGCUUCUGUUGAUUUUCUAGGCCGUCCCACCUGCCAUGGGGAAACUCGAGAUCAGGAACUGUCUGCUAAGCCCAAGUCAGAGUUUCUAGGUUUUCCAAAGGGAAGUUUACAGAACUCCCAUCAUGGAAGUGACAAUGGGACUUUGAACAAUCUAUAUGGGCAGAGUAAAGGAAAUGGGAGGGAGUGGUUGCCCUACAUGCUGGAAGCAGGGCACAGUAAAAGUAACCCAAAAUCUAAUUCACAAGGUCUCCAACCAGAAAAGUUGCCUAGACCUUCCCAGCCAGGACAAGUUAUGCUUAACAAGGCCCAUGAGCCUCCAGCAUUUCUUCUCACUGAUCAAAACAAGGGAGAUAUGUGGAGGGAAAGGACAUCGGCUGGUUUAGAAAUCUCUGAGAAAAGUCAAGGUCUCUCAAAUUAUAACCAUGCAGAACAGGCUGUCUCUUCUCAUUUGCCCAGUCAAUGUCAAUUUGUCUUUUCCUCUGAUUUGGCCAAGUCUUGGUCUCAUUCAGUUUCAUCGUGGGAAAAGAUGAGCAGUGGCCUCAGUCAGAAGUCAAUGUCAAUUCAAACACAGCCGUUUUUAACUUCACCCACUACCCUGAGUAAGAGUUUGCAGUCAUCAGCCCAGAGUCAUGGGAUUUUUGGACACAAGUGGCAUCUUGACAGCAAUUCCAGGUCAAACCCUGGUUUUGGAAGUGAAGUAGCUAACCGAAAUGGAUUUUACCAUGGGUCCUCAUCUGGGUCCAAGGAACUACCAAUUGGUUUUACAUCAAUUGGCUUUGACUAUUUGAACUGCACUAAUGGUGAUAGUGCAGUCUCUGGACACUUAAUUGAAGGUUCUGCAAAGUACUCCAAGGGUUCCAAUUGCAUGGAUGUGAAGUCUGCAAAAGAUAUGAACUUGAAUAUGGUGCUUUCAAAUAGUUCAUCCAAUGAUGCAGUUCCCCGGCAAGGUCUUGAAAUCAUAGAUGGGGAAAAGAAGCAUGAAGACUACAUGCCAGCACUGCCUUGGCUCAGAGCUAAAGCUUGUAAGAAUGAGGCCUCCUAUGUGUGUGGUGGUUCAGACAAGAUGGAAUCGAGUUUUUUUCAGUCUUCUCUUAGUCUGUUGUGUGACAAAAAUAAAGCUGAAAAGGGUCCUAGUCAAAAUCUGUCUCAGAAUGUUACAUCAGCUGCCUAUGCCUGUGAUGUUGAGGCCAAGGAGAUUGAGAUAAGUGACUCCCCAAGUAAUAGAAAAAUUCUUGGCUUUCCUGUUUUUGAGAAGCCUCAUGUUUCGAACAAUGAGUCUUAUUCACUUACCUCCCCCUCUGCAUCCCUUCUUUACUCAUCUGAAGGUCAGGACAUUGAAAAUAAUUGGAAAAACAGAGCACUUGAUAUUAACUUGCCUUGUGAUCUUGCAGUUCCUGACUUGGGCAAGCAGACUCCUGCAGAAGUUCUGAUUAUAGAGAAGGGAGCACAUUCUAAUGUUGCCUGUGUUAGAAGUCACAUCGAUUUGAAUUCUUGUAUAACUGAGGAUGAUGCUUCAAUGACUCCUGUUCCAAGCACCAAUGUGAAGAUUGCUUUGGAGAUAGAUCUGGAAGCCCCUGUAGUUCCUGAAACCGAGGAAGAUGUUCUUUCUGGGUUGGAAUCUAUAGGAAAGCAGCAUGAUUCACCUGUACAAUCACUGCCACACAAAGAUGAUGGCCUUCUGGAUGAAUUUGCCAGAAUAGCAGCAGAAGCAAUUGUUGCCAUCUCAUCAUCUGGCAACUGCAGUGACCUGGAGAGCCCCACUCACUACCUCUCGGAAGCUCCUUUGAAGGACUCCUCCCUCCACUGGUUUGUGGAGGUAAUUUCUUCUUGUGCAGAUGAUCUUGAUAGCAAGUUCGGUUCAGUUUUGAGGGGCAAAGAUUAUGUAGAUAAUGAGGAAUCCGGUGGAAUUGAUUAUUUUGAGGCAAUGACAUUGAAAUUGAUAGAGACCAAUGUAGAUGAAUACUUGCCUGAGCCUGUAGUUCCAGAAAACUCAAAAGUGGAAGAAACUGGAACUGCUUUAGUGCCAAAUCGAACCCGAAAGGGGCAAGCUAGGAGAGGGAGGCAGAGGAGGGACUUUCAAAGGGACAUCCUUCCUGGCCUUGCUUCUCUUUCAAGACACGAGGUCACAGAAGAUCUUCAGACAUUUGGGGGGUUGAUGAGAGCCACUGGACACCCUUGGCAUUCAGGAUUGGCUAGAAGAAACGGCACUAGAAAUGGGGGCGCAAGGGGCAGGCGGAGGUCAGUGGUCAGCCCCACCACCGACGUGGCCAUUACCACAGACGUGGCCAUUACCACAGUGUGCAGUCCAUUGGUGCAGCAGCUUACUAAUAUUGAAAUGGGACUGGAGGAUAGAAGCCUAACAGGGUGGGGGAAGACCACUAGACGGCCUCGUCGUCAAAGAUGCCCUACAGGUAACCUUCCACCCCCUUUAACUUAAUCAUGGGAGGAUGAGGCUAUGAUAUAUGAAUUGAGAAUCUUAUAGAGGAACUAGGGAAAGUAGGGAGUUGGUUCUAUGGCUUUGGGGAGUGCAGUCAGUUGUUGUGAGCCCAUGGGGAUAUUAUAUUGCCUUUGUACAUGCCAUCCUAGCCCAAAAUUUGGGUUCCCUUGAUUUUCUGUCUUUGGCUUACCAACUUUGUAUUAUUCAUAAAUAAUGUUGCAUGAUUUCUUUUGGGAUAUACACAGCAUUCCUUCAACCCCACGUACACUGCUACUUAAGGCCCGUUCUUCUGU
Molecule: messenger RNA, 4233 nt
Organism: Vitis riparia (riverbank grape)
Lineage: Eukaryota; Viridiplantae; Streptophyta; Magnoliopsida; Vitales; Vitaceae
Exons: 5
Coding region: 653-3940 (1095 amino acids)
Source: RefSeq, a predicted model, not a curated record